CAGUGCUUACGUAGUGUACACGUUAUACACGUGAUGUGUAGGACGCUAGUGUGGAUGUUGGCCACGGGGACGCGCGCAGUGGGCGGGUUCAUGUACCUGCUCACGGCGCAGGCGCAGCUCGGCUUUUCCCAGCAAACUAUGACCCAACGCUCGAGACCUGGUUAUUAUCGUCAGGAAGUGAACAAAACCAUUUGGGAAGUACCUGAAAGAUACAAAGAUUUAAGACCGGUUGGGACUGGGGCUUAUGGUACAGUAUGCUCUGCUCAGGACCGCAGAACUGGGUCAAAGGUAGCUAUCAAGAAGCUCCUUCGGCCUUUCCAGUCAGAGCUUUUUGCUAAGAGGGCUUACCGGGAACUCCGACUUCUUAAACACAUGAAACAUGACAAUGUUAUUGGACUGCUGAAUGUUUUCACCGCAGACCUGUCACUGGACCGAUUCCAAGACUUUUACCUCGUGAUGCCCUUUAUGGGUACUGAUCUUGGAAAACUUAUGAAAACAGAGAAGCUUUCAGAAGACAGAGUUCAAUAUCUUGUCUACCAGAUUCUGAGAGGACUAAAGUAUAUCCAUGCUGCUGGUAUCAUUCAUAGGGAUCUCAAGCCAGGCAAUUUAGCCAUCAAUGAAGAAUGUGAACUCAAGAUCCUGGAUUUUGGUUUGGCGCGUCAGGCGGAUAUUGAGAUGACAGGAUAUGUUGUAACUCGCUGGUACAGAGCCCCUGAGGUCAUCCUCAGCUGGAUGCAUUACACACAGACUGUGGACAUCUGGUCUGUUGGCUGUAUCAUGGCAGAGAUGCUUAUUGGAAAACCGCUGUUCAAAGGACAUGAUCACCUGGAUCAACUGACUGAGAUAAUGAAAAUCACUGGAACUCCUACACAAGAAUUCAUCUCCAAAUUGCAAUCCCAGGAUGCUAAAAACUACAUUCAGAAGAUGCCCAAACUUAGGAAGAGAGAUCUUCAGAUUUUAAUGCCUGACACCAACCCUCAAGCAAUUGCUGUGUUAGAGUCCAUGUUGUUGCUGGACCCGGAAAGCAGAGCGACAGCAGCUCAGGGUUUGGCGCUGCCCUACUUCUCUGAGUUUCGUGAGCCUGAGGAGGAGACUGAAGCUCCACCGUAUGAUCACUCACUGGACAAUGCUGAGCAGUCCCUGGAGCAAUGGAAACGACUCACUUUUAGCGAGAUUCUUACCUUCCACCCUCCGCCACUGGGGCCAGUGCCAAAAGAGACAUCACUCUGAGAUGAGUGAAUCUUUCUCAGAAUCUUUCCACAUUAAACAUCUCAAACCAAGUGUGCCAUAGCUUGAUUUAUGUGACCUAUGGUAUUGUGUGUUUGUAUACAGUAUAUAAAUUAUAUAUAAUUAUUCGGUAUUUAAAAUAUACAUUAUGAACUUUACAUUGUGUUUCAGUUAGUACUGCUGUGUUGGUGGUCAGUCAUAAACAAUUCCAGUCACAUGCCUUUAUUAGGACACAAUGUAUUCAUGUAUAUACUGGAACACGAAGAUUAUAUAUAAUCAUUUCUUUUAGCAAGUGUCUAUAAUUCUGUGGUCUGCUGUGGUCCAUGGACACAUUUGAGUCCAGUGACAAUUGAGUCUAUGCAUUUGUUAAACUGAAUAUCUUUUUUAUGAAUAUAAGUAUUUUUGAAAAUACAUUUGCUACAGCUGAUUGUAACCAAACUUCUGCUUUUUUGCAAUAAAGACAAUUUGGUUUAUGUAAA
This is a messenger RNA of Tachysurus vachellii, 1706 nucleotides long. RefSeq names its product mitogen-activated protein kinase 12a (gene mapk12a). The transcript has 13 exons. Bases 34 to 1230 code for a protein of 398 amino acids. Lineage: Eukaryota; Metazoa; Chordata; Actinopteri; Siluriformes; Bagridae. Gene Ontology annotation, cellular component: nucleus; cytoplasm. Gene Ontology annotation, biological process: intracellular signal transduction; protein phosphorylation. The record is from RefSeq and is a predicted model, not a curated record. Gene Ontology annotation, molecular function: MAP kinase activity; ATP binding.